UUUGCCUCAGCCUAUCGUUUUUCAAUCGCUGGUUUUCAAUUUUGUUAUCACAUCACACAUGUAUGAGUGUAUGCGGUAUAUAUAUAUUCUCCGUUCCUCUCAUCUCAUUCAUCAAAACACGAACUUUAGUGCAAUCAAUAUAUAUUCAAGUCUUCAAAUUGUGUACUGAAAGAUCAAAGAAAGAAAGAAGAUGAGUUCAACGAGCAGAGCUUGGAUGGUGGCAGCGAGCAUGGCAGCCGUAGAGGCGUUGAAAGAUCAGGGAUUCUGUAGGUGGAACUACACCAUAAGAUCCAUACACCAGCACGCCAAGACCAAUCUUCGGUCAUUCUCUCAGGCCAAGAAGCUUUCUUCGUCGUCAUCGGCGGUGGUUUCGAGCAGAGUGAGAGACGACAAGGCAAAGCAGUCGGAAGAGUCUCUCAGAAAAGUCAUGUACUUGAGCUGUUGGGGUCCCAAUUGAUGAAAGAAAAAAAAAGAAAUCACACUUAUGAAAUGUAAAUACACAAAAAAAAAAAAAAAAAAUGUAAUUUUGAUCCAUCAGAUAACUCCUAUUUUGAGAAUUGGUGUUUCAAUUAAGGUUGAUUCUUGCUUGGUUUGUUGAAUUUUGAAUUGUGUAUUUAUUGUU
Messenger RNA from Cornus florida, 622 nucleotides. RefSeq lists its product as uncharacterized. Lineage: Eukaryota; Viridiplantae; Streptophyta; Magnoliopsida; Cornales; Cornaceae. The transcript has a single exon. The record is from RefSeq and is a predicted model, not a curated record. Bases 191 to 457 code for a protein of 88 amino acids.